Molecule: messenger RNA, 717 nt
Organism: Ustilaginoidea virens
Lineage: Eukaryota; Fungi; Ascomycota; Sordariomycetes; Hypocreales; Clavicipitaceae
Exons: 3
Coding region: 1-717 (238 amino acids)
Biological process (GO): kinetochore assembly
Cellular component (GO): kinetochore
Source: RefSeq, a predicted model, not a curated record
AUGGAUCAACCACAAGACGCGCCCGAGGUGGAUGAGGACGAGGUACAGGAUGAACAAGAGUCUCAGCUACCGCUCUCUGAAGACGAGCAACAGGUUUUAGAGCUAUACGACCAACUGCAGCAGUUGCGGCUGGAGAUAGCAAUCAUCAAUGCGCAAUCUGCUCGACGACUAGUCCCAGAGCUGUCGUCUUCCGCCACCAAUGUUUCCCCCGAGACGCAGAAGGAACUUCUCGACGCCAGAGCAAACUUUAGGCUGCGCAAUGAUGCCGUCGAAUCAGUCAUGACAGUAAACCCCAUUCUAAAGGCUGUUCAUCACGGUACCAACGCCUCGCCGGCGGAGCGGGAUCUUUUACCGUACAUUGAACAACGCGAGCAGUCCGCAAACUCUGUCAUGAAACACGCCACAGAUGUGGGCUUCAUUCGCAAUGACCUCACAGAAGUUCAGGGCGACGCCUCUCGCGCCAUCCGGAAGAACGUUGAGCUGACGUCGGCAUUAUUGAAACUUGCCGAAGAGGUCAAACAAAAACAAGCAGCCCGUCUGGAUGACGAUGAGAUCCAGACCGAAAUUCGACAGCUGGAAGCCGACAUGAAGUUGAGCAGGCAGCGAUGGAGGGUGAUUAAAGGCGUCGCAAGCGGCGUAGUAGCAGGGAGCGGCGUUGACUGGUCCAGAGACGCAACUCUGAGAGAGGUCGUGUUGGAUCUAGACGGGGACGACUGA